UGCAGGCCAUUCGCUGCACACUGGUGAACUGCACAUGUGAGUGUUUCCAGCCCGGAAAGAUUCACCUAAGAACAUGUGACCAGUGCAAACACGGCUGGGUAGCUCAUGCUCUGGACAAGCUCAGCACCCAGCACCUGUACCACCCUACGCAGGUAGAGAUAGUUCAGUGCAACGUGGUGUUCGACAUCAGCAGCCUGAUGCUAUAUGGGACCCAGGCCGUACCCGUGAGGCUCAAGAUUCUACUCGAUCGCCUUUUCUCCGUGCUGAAGCAGGAAGAGGUGCUGCACAUCCUGCACGGCCUGGGCUGGACCCUCCGAGACUACGUCAGGGGCUACAUACUGCAGGAUGCUGCAGGCAAGGUGCUGGACCGCUGGACCAUCAUGUCCCGAGAAGAAGAGAUCAUCACCCUGCAGCAGUUCUUGCGCUUUGGUGAGACCAAGUCCAUUGUGGAACUGAUGGCCAUUCAGGAGAAGGAAGGUCAAGCGGUUACUGUUCCCUCCUCCAAGACAGACUCUGGGAUUAGGACAUUCAUUGAAAGCAACAACAGAGCACGCAGCCCUGGGCUCUUGACACAUCUAGAAAACAGUAGCCCAUCCAGUAUUCACCAUUUUGAGAAUAUCCCCAACAGUUUAGCAUUCCUCCUGCCCUUCCAAUACAUCAACCCAGUCUCUGCCCCUAUGCUUGGCUUGCCACCCAAUGGCCUGCCUAUGGAACAGUCUGCUCUCCGGCUCCGUGAGCCGAGCCUGCCAAAUCAAGGUGAACAGCUGGAGACCAGUGAAUCAGAAGUGUCCCUGUCACCCUUCCGCACAGGACAGAGCCCCAGCCGUGGAGCCCUGGGAGGGAUGAACAACAACAUUGAGCCCAAGACAGAGCCCAACAACCGGGCAUCUCCCAUCUCACCAACCCCUUCCACCCAGCAGGCUCAACAACAGCAGCAACAGCAGACACAGCUACAGCAGCAGCAGCAGGGCCAACAGCAGUCCCAAAAUCAACCUCAACAAAACAGUUUGAGUGAUCACCAGGUCCACCACCAUUUUGUAAAGGACGAGCACUCUAAAUCAAUCUCUCAUGCAUCCUUUUCCUCUAAGAUGCAUCGCAUGCGCAGAAUGGGAUCAACCUCACGCAAGGGUCGUGUGUGCUGCAACUCUUGUGGCAAAACCUUUUAUGACAAAGGUACCCUUAAGAUACAUUAUAAUGCUGUACACUUGAAGAUUAAACACCGCUGCACCAUUGAAGGCUGUAAUAUGGUUUUCAGCUCACUACGCAGCCGCAAUCGACACAGUGCCAAUCCCAAUCCAAGGUUGCAUAUGCCCAUGUUGCGCAAUAACCGUGACAAGGACCUAAUCCGUUCCAAUUCAGCCCCUGGUACACCUGUCAUUUCAAGCACCAAGAACGGUGGUUUUACACUCACCAGCCCUGGAAGACCACCACUUGGAUUCAGUACUCCACCAGUUGACCCUAUGCUUCAAUCACCCCUGCAAAGCCCACUGAUGUUCCCCACCCUGAAGUCAGUACAGCCAGUCCAGCCCGUGCCCCCCUUCUACCGUACACUACUGUCCCCUGCAGACCUCGUCAGUCCCCCAGUGUCACUACCCACUAGCCCUAUUCUGCCCACUACCACCAACAGUACAUCCCUGAUGGACCAACAACAACACAUCUUGGCUGCUGUGGCUUCACACAAUAAUGUUCAUGUAUCAGACAUAGGACCCAUGUCCCACCGCUUACAUACAUCUAGUGCCAAUCACGAUUUCACAACUGGCAUAAGUGACCCUACACCCAAAAAGAAGCCUCGUAAAUCGAGCAUGCCAGUAAAAAUUGAGAAGGAAGUAAUUGAUGUUGCAGAUGAAUAUGACGACAAAGAUGAUGAUGACGACUGUCACCUCCACCAUAACCACCAUAAUCACCAAUCAUCGAUCCUUCACAACAAUGUCAAAAUGAAUGGCAACUGCAACAGCAACAACAACAGUGGUGUUGGUAAUCACAGUGGUGGCAGUGGGCAACAAUCCCCUUCCCAGGAUGAGAUGAGCCCUGGCCUAGUUAUGAGAGGCACAAUGAGACAGAGUGAAGAUGAAUGCAGGGAAGGGACUGGUAGUGACAGUAGGGGUGGAAAUGAUCUACAAGGCUCUGGCGAGCUCCGAUGUAUGGACAGUUUCACUUCUGAGGACCAGGACCAUGAGAGAGACUUUGAGAACGAAUCUGAAACUUCUGAUUCCAAGAUGUUCUUCCGUGAUGAGUUGAUAGAUGUGGAUGAACAGCAAAAACACAUCAGGGGCAGAAGGGGUCUGGACCCUGAACAGGACGAUGAGGGUGGUGAGGAGGCCAAUUUGAGAAAGGAAAUGGAAGGAAAGGGUCAUUCCUCCCCUCAUCAGCCCCCGAUCAAGAUCAAAGAAGAACUUAACGACCCUACGUAUGAUAUGUUCUGCAUGGGCCAAUAUGGCCUCUACAAUGGUGGCAUGGCAGCAGCUGCUGCUGCUGCUGCGAGCAUGGCUGCUCUUCACGAGAGCUUCAUCUCUUCAAUGGGCUAUGGUGCCAGUCCGCCAAAAUUUCCUUCUUCUCAAUCACCAGAGGGAGACCCAUGCUCAAGUCCUGAUCCCAAAAUUUGCUAUGUUUGUAAGAAGAGCUUCAAGAGCUCAUAUAGCAUGAAACUACACUACAAGAAUGUGCACCUCAAAGAGAUGCAUGUGUGCACUGUGGCUGGCUGCAACGCGGCCUUUCCUUCCCGGCGAAGCCGUGACAGGCACAGCUCCAACAUCAACCUGCACCGCAAACUGCUGACCAAAGAGCUGGACGAUAUUGUCCUGGACCCCCAACUCACGCCACUGCCCAAGGACCUGCGAGCCGAGUUACUUGCAAAGAUCUAUGCCGGGCACCACAUGGGCAUGGACCCUAUGGCCAGGAUGGGCAUGGGAGGCGCCAGCCUCGGGCCCACUGGCCUGAACCACCAUGUCCGUUCCCCAAUGAGCAUCGACUACCCCCACCACCCUCUCAACCAAAACCUUAGAUACCACCACACAAAUGGCUUCUCCCGAGGCCAGCCAGAGGACUACAUGGUAUUGGACCUGAGCACCACAUCCAGUGUUCAAUCCAGCAGCAGUAUCCACUCCUCCCAUGAGUCAGACGAGGGCAGCGAUGAGGGCAUCCUGUUGGAUGACCUGGAGGGGGAAGAGGGAGAGGAGGAGGAGGAGGAGGGCAACAGUGCGGGGGAGGACUGCUCCCAGCGAGCUGAAGGGCGGGCUGAAGGGAGGAAUCUGGAUGAGACUGGAGAGCUAAGAGGAGAUGGACAAGGUGAGGGGAUGGAAACUUCCUCCUCACCAUUCCUCCUUUCAUCCACCGGGGGCAAUAUUGGCAGCGGUGGGAUCCUCUGCAACAUCUGCCACAAAAUGUACAGCAACAAAGGGACUCUGCGUGUGCACUACAAGACUGUGCACUUGCGCGAGAUGCACAAGUGUAAAAUCCCCGGUUGUAACAUGGUGUUUAGCUCCGUGCGCAGCCGUAACCGACACUCUCAGAACCCCAACCUCCAUAAAAACAUGCCCUUCUCCACAAUAAUAGACUGAAUAAUGACUUGUUACUCUACCCUGCUGUCAGUCUGCCUGCUCCUCCCUUCAUUCCUCAUCCUUAUUCCUCCUCAAAUUAGCUUUUAACCCCAGCCCAGGGCCAUGAAAUACAAGCUCAAUGCCUGUAUACCUCCUGCCCGCCCUCAAUAAAUCAUAGCAAGACGUUUCUAUGUCCCUCUAUUAAAUUCAUUGACUGUAAUUACAGUUUAAUAUUGUGACAUUUGACUUUUCCUUCUUUGGAAGAACAGGACGAACACGCUCUUAAGCAUGGAGUUUCCUUUAUUACAAAACUCCACUUCUGUUUUGUUUUUUUCAUAAGCCCCUCCACCUUUCCUUUCAAACGUCUCCCCACUUUGUUUUGAUGUCCGUCUACAAAGAAUCUAUUCAAACUCUUUUUUGUGACUUUGCCUGCAGAAAUGAUAGUAUUGAGAAAAAAAAUGAAAAUCUUCUUGUUGUAUUUGUGUAAUGAUAGCUUUUAAAUGAACCCCUUACAAAAGCAUGACAGCUUCAUUUGUAAAUAAUGUCCCAAGAGGCUUUUGGUGUAAAAGACUUGUGUUGAUGGUUGUUUGCUUCUUUUUUUCUCUCCUCUUUAUGGUUUUAUGUUACAGUCCAGUACAACACUUCCAGCUAUAGGCAAGAAAGAGGUAGCAUCGUACUAGCUUUAUUCAUUUAUGUUAGCUUCAAAGACACGUUUUAAACUGAGUCCUAGGGAAAAAAAAGAAUAUCAUGUGGCUUGUUUUAUCUACUUGUUAGAUAUCCAGAGGUUGCCGGCAUGCUUUUUUAGGCUCCUACACUGAUAUCAUUCUCUGUAUUUCUAUUGAUUUUUGUUAGUUUGUUAUGUUUAUGAGCUUUAGUAUACGAUUUCAGUUUUUGCACUUUGCAUCUAUACAAGGGGAUGUGUAAUAUUAUUAUAAUGAGGACUUUUGCAAUGGUAAGUUUAGGUGUUGUUUAGGGUCAUCGAUGGCUACAGUGCCAAGGGAAAUGUCAGUAUCUUCACCAUACUUGUGCCAGUUUCUUUUUGCACGCCAAACACAGUUUUGACAACAUAAAAUCCUCUUGCCUCCCUGAACAAAAACCCCAAAUCUUUCUCUAUUGCCAAACAACAAGUUUAUCAAAAUGUCUCCAAAGUGUCUUGUUUUGUAACAAAGCCAAGUGUGACUGAUUAUAAACUGCUGUUUCACAAACACAGAGGAGUUAAACGUUCAUAAAAGUCUCUCCUUUUUCUACUUUAGGAAAUUACUUGUGUAUUGUUGCCAGUUAUGAUAACAAUAUUGACUUCACACAUUCAAUGGGGUAAUCUGUGUAAAGCAUGACAUUAUUGUGACAUUGUCAAACAAAGUUACAGAUGCAAGUUACAGAUGCACUUAUGUUCGUUCUCAGAAAAAAAGCAUCUUAGUGAAACAAAGCUGUCCCAUAGAUUUGAAAGAAAAAAAGAUGAAAGUAGUCCUUCAACUGUGACCAAAACAAGAGUGUUUUUAGUGUGACCUUGUACUUAAAUCUGACCUAUUGGAUUAAUAUGAUGCACUUGAGUCUUAAAUAUUUUGUUGUGAUAUUUUCAGUAUUGGUUUCCAGUGCUUACUGUCGGCUACAAAUGUACUCUACAAUAAUGUAGGGUUUUUUGUCUGGCCGUUAGUCAAAGCCAUUUUGUCCAUGAUUCUCGCGGUACAAAUAUUUCCAGUAACUGGGCAAAGUAGCCGAGGGAAGGGGUAUUUAUUGGUAGGUGAUGUAUCGUCAUGAAGACGUUUUUGUCCAGUAUAAGAAUUUUUUUUUUUUUUGUAAAAAGAUACAAAAUAGAGUUUGUUUUUUUUUCCCACAGUUUGACUUCUUUAUCAUGUAUGAACAAUGUCAUGUGUUACAAAACAAGGAGAUCUUCUCUUACUUGACUGGUGCUACACACAGAGGGAAAAAAUAUGCAGUGAUAUGUGGUGUGCUGUACAGUAUUCAAAAACACCUUAGAUCCAUAACAGUGUUCACUUCCAUUUGUUUCAUACUUAAGCCAUUUUGCAAUAUAGACAUGACCUAUUCCAGUGAAAUAUGUCAUGUCUUUUUUUUAAGACUCCUCCACCUCAAUGACACAUGCAGUUUUCAGUCCUCUGUUCUUUGAGAUAAAAUGAGCGAAGCAGAGAAGUGAGGCUGAUGGAAAGGUUGCGGAGGUGGAAGGCUGACUAGGGAGGAAAGGAUGACAGCAAGGAUCAUUAAAAAUGUGCUGCUUCUCUGUUACCUGGAGGCGUCCCUGCCAUUCCAGCUUCUUCUGUCUAAUAACUCACUUGUCACUUCGUUACACUGCAAGACGCUAAGGUUGCUGACAAGACUGUGACACUGACAGAGAAAAAGGAGAGAGAUCGUGUGCUCUGAGCAAUUCAAUUACACACAUUCAGUUAAAUUCAAAUUAAUUCACAGAUUAAAUUUCUACACGUGCUUUAUCUUAAAGCAGCCGCUGAUAAUUCAAUUCCUUUCUCCCACUCUGUUUCUUUUUUGUCUGUCAGAGCACAGUCAUUUAACAACCGCCUUACCCAUUUCUUCAACCCGCCACUCACUUACCACCUCCACACCCCACAGCGCAGGUCCUACAGGGACACACACUAAUAGUGUAUGCUUAAGUUCACCGGACGGCCAUGGCAUAGGAAAAAGGGAUGGGUAAUUGCCUGUUUAUCCCAAGUGAAGGGAAAAUUGAGUACAGGAACCCCUGCCUUCUCCCAGGAGUGGGUUUCACUGAGGCGCUUGCUGCCUCAUUCACUCAUUCAAUCCCCCCGGCCCUCGCUCUGGCAGAAAUAAAAAAGUGCUACUCCAGGAACCCCGCUGACAGCUGUCUCUCCAACACACGCACAAACACACACACACACACACACACACACACACACACACACACACACACACACACACACACACACACACACACACACACACACACAAACACACACACGCAUCAUGAGGAGGACCGUGACACUCACUCACAUGUGCUUCCUACUUACAGGCCAGAAGGAUGACAAGAUCUAGAUGACUUGUUAACCUCUAGUGAUGGAGAAGGCAGAGACAAAUCUAGAGUAUUCUCACCACAGGAAAUUAAACUCUCAUUCUAGCAUUAACAUUAUAGCUGCUGCCACGACAGAGAAAUCUAACAUUCCAUCAUUGAGAGUGGUGAGAGGAAGCACUGAGUCAGACAUGGGAAGGUGAAGCUCUCAUUACUAGUUCAUAUUAUAAAGCCUAACAUGAUUAAAGCUAAUUAUUAUUACACACACUUAUCAAAGACGACAUCAACAGAUUUAGAAAUAACUGUAUUUAAAGGGUUAGUUUGAGCACUCUAGAAAUAAGCGAGCUGUUCACACUUAAAAAAAGUCCCAAUAACCUUCUUCAUCAGAAAAAAAAAAAACAGUUUUAACAUUUGUGUCCUGUUCUUUUCUAACAUUUUAGUAGGCAGCCGCUGGAGUGCAUGACCUCUCUAUCUGUGCAUGUGCAAGACAAAAAACUGAAUAUUACAGACGAGAUUCUCUAACAACUCCCUUCUCCUACCUCCUACGGGCUGCUUCUGAGUCCUGCGUGGUGCUGGUCUUGCCAACAGAGCUCAGAGCUGGAGACAGAGCGGGAAAAAAAAAAAAAAACAUGCAAACGACUGUCCGGCAUAGCCAGGGAGACAGACAGCAAGAGAGAGAGAGAGAUGGUGGACAGGAAUUGGGGUAUUUUUUUUUUUUCAGAGAAUGAUGUGGUUGGAGCCUUGCGGCAGUCACUUAACAAGACAGGGGAGAAAGAGAGGAACACAGGGAGAAGAGAGAGCAAAAGAGCAGCAGCAGGGCCAGGGCUCCUCAGGACUCAUCGCCAGCUUCUUCUUGAUUGCCUGCUGGAGAGCGAUCUAGCCGCCCCUCACAUUUCCACCCUUUUCUCUUACACUCUUCACUCCUCUGAGAAAUGACCACCAAUUUGCCCCUCUCCUCUGAGAAAGCCCCCAAUCCAAUCUUGUCCUUUUUUUUUUUUUUUACCUCCGAACACAUGGGCUCAGGUGCAUUCUGCUACCUAGUGACGGAGGCCUGUGGAUGCCCAGGAACACGUCACUUAGAGCGCCUCAUUGGUGCAGACCACUGGAGUGAAUCUUUAAUAUUUGAUUAGAGGAGCGUCAAGCAUCAAUUAUUCUGUAAUUCUACACAGCAACACAGAGGGAGAAGGGGAUGGCAAACGGUUGAAGCGGUUGACCUGUUAAUCACUGUCCAUUUUGUUUACGUCACAGAGUGAGUGAGUACACUAGAUGUAGAGAAGAGGAAGGGAGGUUAAAAAAAAACACACAUGCAAAUACUCCAGUUAAUGUAGCUCAUGAAACAAAGUGGGAUGAAAAUGUUUGAUGGGAAUUUUUUAGGAAUAUGCAGAUAGAAGAAUAAUGCACACAUACAGUACAUGGUUUUGUAUAGAUGCUUCAGUCUCAUGUGUUAUGUUCUAAAAAAAAAAAAAAAAAAAAAACCCUCAUUAAAUUUGAACUGGAACCUGUGAAAUGUCAAUGAUCCUGAAAAAAAAUACUGUUUUCCAUUGUGCCAAUUAUAAUUUUACAGUCUUACGAUAUAAAUAAGCUUGAAGAUCUGGUGAAUUAAGAUUUUUGUUCUCACUUAUGUUUUCGUGUAUCAAAUGAUUUAUGUGUGUGUCUUGAAGAGCCCAGGUUAUGGCUCUGGCUCUCAGACGCGUUGCAUGGCUACAUAGUCGCACUGCAAGGAACAACACUUUGGUAUAAAAUGGUGAUUUGGAAGCCUCAUGAAUACUGUAUGUUACCUGAACAGAUGUUUCCCAUUUGCAGACAGGAGGAAAAAACACGGUCCUCUUUUUAAAAGACUCUUCUUUUUUUUUUUCUUUGCCUUUCUUUUUUUGCCUCUCUUGUAUUUGUUUCUGUAUCAUAACUGUCUAUUGUUUUUGCAUAAAAUGCAUAAGGGUUUUUGGGAUGUAAAUGGAAUUUUAUUCAUAUUUUGUCCAAAUACCUCUUGUAAUUUGUAUCAGAAUUCUUGUACAAUUUUUAUAUUAAAGAUUUAUCAGUCACUGGCA
Labrus bergylta (ballan wrasse) is the source of this 8573-nucleotide messenger RNA. The record is from RefSeq and is a predicted model, not a curated record. NCBI's taxonomy places the organism in Eukaryota, Metazoa, Chordata, Actinopteri, Labriformes, Labridae.